AUGCGCCCCACGGGGCAGGGUGUACCUACACCAGCAGGCCGCGGUAGAGGCCAUGGCGGAGUCUCUGGUUCUAGCGGUCCUUCGAACCGCACUUAUGCUUUGGCUGCCCGAUCGGUCGCUCAAAAUAAUUGGUCUUUAUCCGUACCCGAUGAAAAAAAUGGGAUCACCUCUUAUGGACUCGUUGAGAAUGAUUCUGAUCUAGUUUGUGUCUUAUUAGAAGUAGAUGGCGCUCUGGUGGGAUAUUUAUGGAUGGAAAAAGAUUGUAAUCAGUUUGAUAAUGAUCGAGUGACAUUGCUUCUUCGGCCCGAAUCGAGGAAUCCUUUAGAUAUGAUGCAAAAUGGCUCUUGUUCUAUCCUUGAUCAGAGAUUUCUCUAUGAAAAAUAUGAAUCAGAGUUUGAAGAAGGGGAGGGAGAAGGAUCCCUUGACCCGCAGGAGGAUUUAUUUAAUCACAUAGUUUGGGCUUCUAGAAUAUGGCGCCCUUGGGGAUUUCUAUUUUAUUGUAUCGAAAAGCCUAAUGAAUUGUCAACUUAUUCUGGGUCCGAAUAG
Messenger RNA from Solanum dulcamara, 546 nucleotides. Its product is annotated as protein Ycf2-like. The transcript is spliced from 2 exons. The coding region runs from base 1 to 546 and encodes 181 amino acids. Lineage: Eukaryota; Viridiplantae; Streptophyta; Magnoliopsida; Solanales; Solanaceae. The record is from RefSeq and is a predicted model, not a curated record.